AUGAUCAGUGUAGCCCCAGCAGUGCCACCUGUUAGUGUCCAUCAGUGCUUGCUGUCAGUGCUCAUCAGUGCCACAUGCCAGUGCCCAUCAGUGCCACAUCACAGUGCACACCAAUGCCACAUAUCAGUGCCCAUCUGAGCUGUCUUUCAUUGUCACUGAUCAGUGCCAGUCAGUGCCACCUAUCAAUGCCAAUCAGUGUCACCUAUCAGUGCGCAUCAAUGCCGCCUAUCAGUGCUCAUCAGUGCCUCCUAACAGUGCCAGUCAGUUCCACCUAUCAAUGCCAGUCAGUGCCGCCUAUCAGUGCCAUAUAUCAGUGCUGC
Molecule: messenger RNA, 320 nt
Organism: Staurois parvus
Lineage: Eukaryota; Metazoa; Chordata; Amphibia; Anura; Ranidae
Source: the annotation of a GenBank genome assembly